Messenger RNA from Orycteropus afer afer, 231 nucleotides. The record is from RefSeq and is a predicted model, not a curated record. Lineage: Eukaryota; Metazoa; Chordata; Mammalia; Tubulidentata; Orycteropodidae.
AUGUCUUAUCAACAGCAGCAGUGCAAGCAGCCCUGCCAGCCACCUCCUGUGUUGUGCCCACCUAAGUGCCCUGAACCAUGUCUACCUCCAAAGUGCCCAGAGCCAUGCCCGCCUGUGCAGUGUCCUCCUCAGCCAUGCCCCCCUUACCCUCCUCAGCCAUGCCAGCAGAAAUACCCUCCUAUGCAGUCAUCCCAACCCUGCCAACAGAAGUGUCCACCCAAGAACGUGUAA